CAGCCAUUUUCGCUAGUUGUUUCCUUCUGCAGAUUAGUAGAAGAUAAAAAAUUAUUCCUAAUGUGGGAACCCUACAUGCCAGUGGAACCCGGCUUGGGCAGGGAGGAGAAUUUUCUUUCCUUGGAAGAUCUCUUAAUGUCACAGGAAAAACUACCUUGUUGUAUAGAAAGCGGCUUCCCUCGGCUCGGCUUCCUAGAUAAAGGUGGAGACAGUGACAGCAUCCCUGAGGGUAGCAAAAUGGAACUUCCACUAUGGUUGGCGAAAGGUCUUUAUGACAACAAAAGACGUGUACUUUCAGUAGAACUUCCAAAGAUUUACCGAGAGGGCUGGCGAACUGUUUUCAGUGCCGAUGCCAAUGUGGUGGACCUGCACAAGAUGGGACCUCACUACUAUGGGUUUGGCUCGCAACUUCUCAACUUUGACAGUCCAGAAAACCCAGAGAUUGCAAAGACAAUAUUGCAGACAUUUGUUGGACGUUUCCGUCGCAUUAUGGACUCUUCUCAAAAUGCUUAUAAUGAAGAUACCUCAGGGCUAGUGGCACGACUGGAUGAACUGGAACGCAGCCUGUUUAGGGCAGGCCAAAGAGGACUGAAUGCAUUUCAGAGCUGGGAAAGAGGAAAGGCUGCCCAGAUUACUGCCUCCAACUUGGUGCAGAACUAUAAGAAAAGAAAAUUUAAUGAGGCUGAUGCUUGAGCAGCAUAAUUUCAGUACAUUUUCGUGUAUUAUAAACCUUUGGUUUAGAAUUAAUAGUCGAAAGAUAUAGCCAGUAUGAAAUGGAAAUCUGGAAUGUCUUGCAGCAAUACUUGGCAGAUGUUAAGGUUUGGACUGUUGCUGAUACCUUUAGUACUGAAUUCAGCUGUGCUGUUUAACCCGCAGGGUUACAUGCUUUGUGCAGUAGCGGCAGUAUGUUACUGUUCAUAUGGAGUCUUCAGUAAACACCAUGUGGUACACAAUCUGGCCUUAUCCACUACAAAUGUAAUAACUAAAAUAUUCCAGUUUUUAAAUCUUCGCUUUAUAACUCUCCAGAUGCAAAAUUUCUGCAGUAAAGACUGACCUUGUCUCUUGAAUAUUAAAAAAUAAAUGUUAUGCAGUUGUAUUGGGGAUCUUGUGAAACAGUAGCUCAUUGAGAUGUUCUAUACUUAAACACAUGUUUUUUAUAUGUUAUAAAAAAAAGCCUAAAAACUG
This is a messenger RNA of Xenopus laevis (African clawed frog), 1185 nucleotides long. It is a transcript of the gene gins3.L, whose product is annotated as GINS complex subunit 3 (Psf3 homolog) L homeolog. Gene Ontology annotation, biological process: mitotic DNA replication initiation; DNA replication. Gene Ontology annotation, cellular component: chromosome; nucleus; GINS complex. The record is from RefSeq and is marked provisional. NCBI's taxonomy places the organism in Eukaryota, Metazoa, Chordata, Amphibia, Anura, Pipidae.